AUGUGUUGUCCACCUGACUAUACUCUUGCGAAUAGCAUAUCCGGCUCAAUCGCAGGCGACUGCCGGUCCAAUAUUCUGACUGGCGCCAUCGUCACCUACGCAUCAACAUCGGUCACCAACACGCGAGACUGGACUAUGGUAACGACAACCGUCGCAAGACCAACCUAUGUCGGAGCAAUAGCGAUUGUUGGGUGGACUUUCGAUAUUACAGCAUCCGAGACUGCGUCAACUUCGACACUAGGCCUUGGCGAAACUGCAGCAGAAACAACUCGGCCAGAGCAACCCAACACUACCAGCGUUUCCCCCCAAGGAACCACAGCGUCAGAAGCCUUCACAACCACAACCUCCCCAGCCCUGGCUACGACUGCACCGCCCGCUCUUUCGGGACUGCCGCUGCCUACCACCAUAGGCGUUGGUGUUGGUGCUGGAGCAGGGGUUAUAAUUCUGACUGCACUUGCGUUCUUUCUAUGGCGAAGGAAGCGUAAACAGCAACGUCGGUGCGAGCCACCGCCUGCCGACGACUUUCAACCCCCGAUGCCGGUGAAGCCGGACAAGUUCUCGUACGUUGCAAGACACCAUGAACUGUAUGGGCAGCAACCCGAGAGACAUAUGGGGGCGGCUGAGAUGCCCGUCCCACAGUACUUUGCGGAGCUGGACGCGAGUGGUCGUGAGAGGAUGUAG
This is a messenger RNA of Colletotrichum graminicola M1.001, 681 nucleotides long. Its product is annotated as LPXTG-domain-containing protein. The record is from RefSeq and is a predicted model, not a curated record. The coding region runs from base 1 to 681 and encodes 226 amino acids. The transcript is spliced from 2 exons. Lineage: Eukaryota; Fungi; Ascomycota; Sordariomycetes; Glomerellales; Glomerellaceae.